Acanthoscelides obtectus is the source of this 201-nucleotide messenger RNA. NCBI's taxonomy places the organism in Eukaryota, Metazoa, Arthropoda, Insecta, Coleoptera, Chrysomelidae. The record is from the annotation of a GenBank genome assembly.
AAGGUGCACGGUACUACCUUUUGGUACAUCAUCGAGAGAUGUGACAAUGCGUGGGAAUCCGCCGGUCCACUGGACGUUCAUUUCUGCGGACAUUCAGAGCAGAAAAGGGUAUAACGGAGUCGCCCCGUUUGCUUGAAGAAAUUGGGUUACAGGUAUGUAUACAUCACAAGAAGAUUGAGUGAGUAAGAGAGAUAUAUGCAG